AUGCCAAAAGGGUCAGGUAUUGCUAAUGUUUUUCGUCGAUCACAGUCCGUGCAUGAAACUGGUGAAAGUGGACGUAAUUGGAUUAAGCCCAAUGCUCUUGAAGCAAGGUUGAGAGCAAUGGAUGUAGAACUCCAAAAAAGCAAGAGUACAAAGCAGCGAAAAAUCUCUACAAUGAAUUUACAGAAGUUAAGGGAGAGGUUGGGACGGGCAGUGUCCAAUUUUAUACUCUAUAAUCGUAUUCCCUUCAAUGUAGUUGAUUCAGAGUGUACACAAUCCAUGCUUGAUGUUGCUGCUAAAGUAGGGGCAGGAGUAAAGGGUCCUGGUGGUUAUGAAGUUUCUGAAGUAUAUUUGAACAUGGAGCAUGAUGAAAUGACAGAAUGGAUAAGAUCAUUCAAGGAAAUUUGGUUAGAGAGAGGUGUAUCCAUCAUGUGUGAUGGUUGGAACAAUCUAACUCGGCAACACAUCAUCAACUUCUUAGUGUACUGCAAUAGAGGUACUAUAUUUCACAAAUCAAUUGAUGCCUCUAAUAUUAUUAGUAGGACUGUUGAAUAUUAUUUUGGGUUGUUAGAUAAAGUUGUUGAUAAAAUUGGAGAGCAAUACGUUGUUCAAGUGGUGACUGAUAAUGAACCUGCACUGAAAGCUACAGGCAAAAUGUUAAUGAGAAAAAAGAAAACAUUUAUUUUGACAACUUGUUUGGCACAUUGUAUCGAUCUCAUGCUAAAAGACACAGCCAAUAAGAAAAGUGUAACAAAGGUGAUUGAAGAUGGUAAAACCAUCACCAAUUUCAUUUAUAAUAGUGGAUGCGUGUUAGAUUUAAUAAGAAAAUUCACUAGAAAUAGAGAAUUGAUUCGACUUGCCAUCACUCGAUUUGCUACAAAUUUUAUUGCCAUUAAGAGUAUUGUUAGAUAUAAACAACAAUUGAGAGCUAUGUUUAAUAGUGAUGAGUGGAAGAAUUCUAAAUGGGGGAAGGUAAAGACUGGGCAGCCUUACAAGGUGAAAAAAAUUAUUUUGGGAAAGGAGUUUUGGCAAAAAGCAAUAGAACUUUGUAAAGUUCAUGAGCCACUAGUCAGAGUAUUGAGGUUGGUUAAUGGGGAUGAGAAGCCAACAAUGGGUUUCAUAUAUGAAGCUAUAGAUAGAGCAAAGUUGGCAAUUAAAAGAGAUUGUCGCUGCUACACCGAGUAUUGGAAAAUUAUUGAUACUCGAUGGUCUUUUCAAUUGCAACAAGAUUUGCAUACGGCUGAAGAUGAUGAUCCAAUAAGUCCAUGGAUAGAAGAAAGGGAAAAUCCUUUGCUAGAUGGUGUGGAUAAUUCUGAAUGGCUAGAUUUGGUCUCAGAUGAUGAUGGUGGUGGUGGCAACGACAGCAAUGGCGAUGGCGGCGAUGGCAGCGAUGGAAACGAUGGUGGUGGCAGCCAUAGAUAUCAACCUCGACGCACUUCUCAAAGCUCAACUCCUACUCCAACUCAAAGUGAUAAUAGUGGUGGUUUAACACCAUCUGAUGGAGAAGGUGAUGAUGGUGAUGGUGAAGGCACUUCUCACGGUGACGGUGGUGGUGGUGGCGACAAUGGUGGUAAUGAUGGUGAUGGUACUAGUUUUGGUGCAAGAAGUGAAGAUUUUAUUUGA
Molecule: messenger RNA, 1620 nt
Organism: Camellia sinensis
Lineage: Eukaryota; Viridiplantae; Streptophyta; Magnoliopsida; Ericales; Theaceae
Source: RefSeq, a predicted model, not a curated record